Messenger RNA from Scheffersomyces stipitis CBS 6054, 1719 nucleotides. RefSeq lists its product as uncharacterized. NCBI's taxonomy places the organism in Eukaryota, Fungi, Ascomycota, Pichiomycetes, Serinales, Debaryomycetaceae. The annotation marks the transcript as partial. The record is from RefSeq and is a predicted model, not a curated record. Gene Ontology annotation, biological process: ubiquitin-dependent endocytosis. Gene Ontology annotation, molecular function: protein-macromolecule adaptor activity; ubiquitin protein ligase binding. The transcript has 2 exons. Gene Ontology annotation, cellular component: plasma membrane; cytosol; cytoplasm.
AUGUUCAGCCAUCCCUUUAACCCGGCCCUAUUCGAUAUCAAAAUCAAGUCCCCCCACAAGAACCUACUUCUCCUACGGGGCAAUGAGUUUGAGUGCGAAAAUGUUCUCUUAGAGGGCACAGUCAAACUCAGCAUAUCUGAAGAUACACACAUCAAGAAGGUCAAACUUGUAUUCAUAGGAGAGUACCUGGUGAAUUUCUUUGAACGUAUGAAUAAUGGUUCUAUACUAGCAGAAGUGAAUGAACGAUUGUGCGUUCUCAAGGUAGAUUGGUACAAUUUAUUGACGAGUCCAGUCGGAGUGAUUAAUUACGGAAGCUACGGUGAUAAGUUUGUACGAUACAACAAGAUUGGUUCCAUUAAAAAGUCGAGAAGCGGCUCUAUUACAGGAGUAGAUGAUGGUGUACUUCCUGGUGUACUUCCUGGUGUAGACAAUGGUGACAGCCCAGCAUUAUCUCGUACAAGAUCGGGGCCGGCAUUUGGAGACGCUCAUCACCGAAAUGGCGAAAUAGUACUUCCUCUGAGUGGUGUAGAUGGAACUCCUUUCGUUGGUUCUGAUCAGAAUUCGUAUCUACUCCCCAAAGGAAACUACAACCUCCCAUUCAGAGUGCUCUUGCCCUCCAAUAUAUCUGAGACGGUUGAAGGCUUGAGCUGUGGUAGUUUGCUUUACAAGAUCGGUUGCACCAUAGAGAGAGGAAAGUUUGAAAAGGAUGUUACCAUAAUGAAGCAUAUUAGAAUAGUAAGGACUUUGCAUCCACAGAAUUUUAAUCUCACUGAUAGCAUCGACAUUUACAAUACUUGGCCAGAGAAAGUAGACUAUAACGUCAAUAUUGCCAAAAAGGGUUUAGCAAUAGGAUCUUCUAUACCUAUCAACAUUAUCAUUGUGCCAAUAGCGAAAGGAUUGAGUAUUCGAAAAAUACAUGGAUGUAUAGUUCAACACUACCAUGUCAUGUACGAAGAAGGAACGUCUCCCGAAUACGAACAAUUGCAUGGCAAACAAAACAUGCCAAUACCAGAUCAGGAAACUCUACCAGAUGACAAAUGGACUAUCAGUACACAUUACAAGGUUCCAGAGAAUUUGGCCCGUAUUACACAAUCAUGUGUAUUGAAGAAUAAUAUAAUUCAGGUGCGACACAGACUCAGGGUAUGUGUUCAGUUGAACAACAAGGAGGGCCAUACAAGUGAACUUAGAGCAAACUUGCCUGUUUACCUAUACAUUAGUGCCAACGCUGGACACGUUCGUGGAAAGCAUUUAGUUGUAGAACCGGAAUUGGCACAGUUUAUAAACAUCCCAGAUCAGCUGGAUACCCUAUUCAAAAAACACCAUGAACAGAAUGGAUCACAGAGUCCGAUGCUUUCAGCAAAUGAAGACGGAGAAGAGGAACCUAUUGAUGAGAACGAUUUGGACAGAUUGGAUGCUGCUCCCCCUUUGUAUCAGAAGCAUGUGUUUGACAAAGUGUAUGAUAUGAAUUCACCCAAAACUCCAUUAGAGCAGUUCCGAAAUCAGAGUGUUUCACCAUCUCCUCUUUUGUCUCCCAUUGAGACAAGAAAUAACAUUGACAGUUGCAUUGACUCAGAUUUACCUCCCCGUCGCAAUAGUGAUGUUCCCAGUAGUCCUCAACUUGAUGUUAACACUCUCUGUCGUGUUCCUACUUAUGACGAGGCUGUAGAAAAUGACAUUGACGAUCCUUCAAUUGAAGAGCCUGCUCCAUUGUAUCCUGAU